UUUUGAUUUGUGUUAUCUGUUUUCUUUAGAUAUUAAAUUAUUUUGACAGUGAAAAACUAAAAACUAAAAAGUGAACAGUGAACAUUGUACUUAAAUAAUGGUUUUUAAUAAUUGAUUUUAGUUAUUAAUUAUUUUAUUAGAAAGUAUCAUUAAAGUAUAACGAAAAUGGCAUUACGAGUGGCUGUUGCUCGUCUACAGAUUAAAACAGUUGCUGGAGAACCGUUUUUAUUACGUAUAAACAAUCAAUUUAGCCGUAUGAAACAUUUCAACAAUGAGUCACCAUUAGCUAAACAUGCUAAAAAACGUACCAGCUCACUACGUUUAAUCGGUGGUGGUUUGGCCAUUGGUGUUGCUGUUGGAGCAGUAUAUUCAUAUUUCUCGGAUUCAGAGCGAAAAUUACCUGGUUCUAUAAUAAAUACUCCAACAAAAUUACCAAUUAUGAAGACAUUACCUUCCGAACUGAAGGUCACCCGUAAAGUACGACACAAUAAUGAUGAAUAUUCUGAUUUAAUUUUAUUUCAGUAUCCAACUUGUCCAUUUUGUUGUAAAGUGCGAGCAUUUCUUGAUUAUCUUAAGGUACCAUAUGAUAUCAUUGAAGUAGACCCUAUGCUCAAACAGCAAAUAAGCUGGUCUGAUUAUAAAAAAGUUCCGAUUCUAUUAGUAAAAUCAAAUAAUGGUUACCAACCUCUUACCGAUAGUACAAUGAUUGUGUCUGCUCUUGCCACUUAUCUUAAAGAUAAAACAUUUAAUAUUGAAGAUAUUGCAAAUUUUUAUCCAUCAAUGGCCUAUGUUGAUGUUGAUGGAAAGAGAAAGACAGAUAUUAUGAACAAAUAUUUUAUUAUGAAUGAAGACGAAUCUGAUAAAUCAAAACGUUUGAAUUCUGAGAACGAAAGAAAAUGGCGAAAGUGGUCUGAUGAAACGUUGGUCCAUUCGCUUUCACCAAAUGCUUACCGUACUCUAUCAGAAGCUAUAGACUCUUUUAAAUGGUUUUCAAUAGUUGGUGAGUGGGAAAAAAAUUUCCCUAUUUGGGAAACAAGUCUAAUGGUUUAUGGUGGAGCUUUUAUGAUGUGGCUGAUUAGUAAAAAAUUGAAGAAAAAGUACAUGUUAAAAGAUGAUGUACGCCAAUCAUUGUAUGAAGAAUGUAAUACAUGGGUAAAAGCUGUAGAACAAAACGGUGGAACUUUCAUGGGUGGUAAUAAACCAAAUUUAGCCGAUCUAGCUGUGUAUGGCACUCUUUCGAGCAUUGAAGGUUGUAUGGCUUUCAAAGACGUACAGGAAAAUACUAAAAUAAAUGUAUGGUUUAGUAAUAUGAAAAAGGUUAUACUAUAAUAAUGUUCCUAAUGUUGCCAUUUAUUAAAAAUGAUGAAUAGAAUGAAAAUGGGUGAAUGAUAUUUUAAUCUAACAAAAUGAGUUGUUUAUUAAAUGUUCAUUUGAAGUAUUUUUGUUUAACAAUAAAAUUAUUAAUUGAUUAUUA
Molecule: messenger RNA, 1474 nt
Organism: Aphis gossypii (cotton aphid)
Lineage: Eukaryota; Metazoa; Arthropoda; Insecta; Hemiptera; Aphididae
Gene: Su(P)
Product: prostaglandin E synthase 2
Exons: 5
Coding region: 166-1329 (387 amino acids)
Cellular component (GO): mitochondrion
Molecular function (GO): prostaglandin-E synthase activity
Source: RefSeq, a predicted model, not a curated record